CUCAGUCGGUAGGACCACUCCAGCACAAAGCACUGAGAUAGCGAAAGAGUUUUCCCUCUUUGCCGAUGAACAUUCAAGAUGGCAGGAAUGAGUGGAAGUAGAAGGGCAGCCCGCAAGAAAGCCGAAGACAAGGCUUUCUAUGAGAAGCAGACCAACAAGGAAUCCAGUGCUGACAUCAUCGCUGAUGCCAGGGCGGCCUUGAGAACCGUUCGGACCACGCGACCUUUCACCCCAAGAGAGGACAAGAGGACGUUGUUCAGCGGAAGCACCACCAGGGCGCCAACUGAGCGGCCUCCUUCUGCAUUCAGUUUGGGUUCAAGGCACUUUGAUGGACCUGAUUCUAGACCUCCGUCAGGAUCCAGACUCUCACCUCUGGAUCAUAAACCGUCACCACCACCAUCGCUCAAAAAGAUCUCUAUAGAUGACCACUGUCCAAAACUGCCCAAGCCGCCCACCAUUGACCCAAAACGGGGAGGUUCGGGUCAGAGGAGAGCUCGUCCAAAGCUGCUUAGUGCCCUAAGUCAGGAUGGAAGUGCCAUCCAAGUCCUACCCAAGCCUAUGGAGCGGAAGAACUCCGCCCCCAAGACGACCAGUGCGGGGAAAGAGAGAAGGGUGCAGAGUGGUCCCAAGGAGCGCACCAAGCACCUCCUGGAUGACGGGGAUGUAGACGCAGGAACUGGAGACGAGGGGUUGACACGCCCGUCCCCUGACAGUGGGGUACCCAGGGUGAGGUCGGCAGAUAGCAUCCAGACCAGUAGUACGAGUAGCAGUCGGGCUUCAACCGGUAGCACAGGUAGUACCAGCACAGAGCGAUCAGAAAGUGGCUACUCUAGUGAUAGGCAUUCAGCAAGCAGCAGAUCUGGGAGUGGUGGAAAAAGGGAAGACGAAACACCGGAGGAGGCCCUCUACUGGAACGAGAGAGUCAGUCCCAUCUUGGAGAAAUUAGCAUCAUUAUCUAAAGUCAAACUAGACCAAGAGGGAGUCCUAGGAGCCUGUGGUCUGUGCAAUGAUCUAUACAGCACUCUAGAAGCCCGAGACAUGUUAGGUCGAGGGGCCAAGAGAAGAUCUUCAGCCCUCAAGACAGUCUUCAAACUCCUAGACCAGUCAGAUCCAGGGUUACUCCUCAAGGCAUCCAAAAUAGUACUAGCUCUUGAUGUAACUGGCAGUAAUCUCAAGGCUCUGUGUAGACUUCUCUUCAAACUCAGUCGCGAUGAGAAGAAUGAUUCUCUGUUUCUUGAUAAGAACUUAUUAGAUUUGAUCGUGACAUUAAUUGCAAAGACGGACUACAUAUCAAACUGCGAGGCUCUCGUGUACUGUGUAGGAGGUCUGAAGUGUCUGUCUGCUAACACAGAGCUCAAUAAAGUCCUGUCUGAGAAGGGGCUCAUUGAAGCCUUCGGACGGAUCCUCAAGUCGGUCAAUGCAUCGACUUCAUCAGAGUCCCGGAGCAAGAACGUCUCCAACCUUUUGCUUCAGAUUGUGGGGACCCUUCGUCACCUUGCGGACAGGAGUGAGAACAGACAUGACUUCUUGGCCAACAAAGUCAUCAACCAUCUAUGUGGCAUCAUGGAGCUGUUCACAUCAGAUGGCGAUCUCAUGAUGCAUGUCUCAAGGAUAUUAAGUAAACUGACCCUGAACAACGACUGUACAGCUGUUCUAGCUGAGCACCCUACAGCCUUCCAGUCACUUCUAGCCCUUAUCAACAAGCACCCUGACAGAAAUGAUCUUGUGGUCAGGGUGGGCUUUGUCCUGGGUAACCUGACUGCGAGGAACGAUGACUGCCGCUACUGCCUCUUCAACACAGAGGGUGCCAUGGAGGUGCUGCAGGGUUCCAUCAGGAGAUACUUGGCUAAGGAUCUUAGGGAGAGUAUGAAAGAGUCUGGUGAUGCGAAGCAGGACAACACAACAGAAGAUGUUCUUAUCAAGCUGAUCCGUGUCGUGGCUAACCUCUCCAUCAAUCCAGACAUUGGACCUCUUAUAGCAGCCAAUGAGACGUGUGUGGAUCUUCUCAUGCAGGUUCUAGAAUCCAAAGACAUAAGUCAGAAUGAGGAGUUGGUCCUGAACGCAUUGAUCACCAUCAACAAUCUAUCAUUCUAUGACAUCAUCAAUAGUGCCAUAGUAGAGAGACAGAUUCAGAUAGCAAGAUUAUUACUGAAGCAGUUAGUAACUGAUCAUCAUGAAGGGAUGAUAGAAGCAUCUAGGGUCUUUGGAAAUCUCUCCAGGUCUAUUGAUAUACGCAACUUUUUGACUGCCAAAAAGGUUGAUGAGAUGAUGGUGACCCUACUAGACUCCGGUAACAGAGAGUUUGUCUAUACAUCGUGCGGUGUACUCAUCAACCUAAUGGCUGAUGUGGAUAGGAGGCCAAUGCUCAAGAGAGAGGGUGGUGUCAGCAAAUUGAUAGAUGUUUUACGAGACUUUGGGCGCAGUGACUGGCAGCUGGCUGGGAUGGUGUGUAUGACCCUGUGGAACUACAGUGAGAACAUCCUCAACUCCAAUGAGACGUUCGGAGAACAGGAGACGGGGGAAUUCACAGAACUUCUUGUGGAUUACCUUGAUGAAGAAGUGGCCCUCGAGGUUCCUGAGGAUGCAGACUGGGACGCGGAGACCCAGCAGCUGAUGAAGUCCUACUGGAAGACCGAGUUCUGUCCCGUCGCUUCACAGCUCCUGGACCGGAUAGAACACCACCAUUCAGACCUGAUACCCAUAGACUCGCCCUCCAACGUCGCAAUGUCUUCAUCAUGAGAACUGCUGGCAUCGUCUAGGGGUAUUGUUGGGAUCGCUAAAAAUGUUCAGGUUUCUUAACUCUUUACUAGCUUUCGUCGACCAAUAGAACAUAUCGGACUGCCACGGUUGACCUUUGUCACACAUACAGUGUACAUGUAUAUGCAUCUUAUAAUCAAAACAGUGUGACAGUCUGGGGUUUCUAUCCAAAGUGAAUGAAGAGUUAAAAGAUCACCUUGAAGACCAGAAAGUUUCUUGAAUGGUUUGUUUAAAGGAAAGGUAGGGGGAACUUGCUCAAGAUAGAAGACAGGAGCUAUCUUUGAACAGAAGACAUGGAGUAAACCAAAACUGGAAGACUUCACAAGAAUUUUUCCUGAUAGAUUGAAAGUUUGGGAAAUGCCUUUCUGAUAGAGGGAGCGCUAUGCCUGGACAGACUCUAGGUGCAUGUGUCACUGUAAGGUACUGGAUCGGAGCCCGGAAGCGUUGUAAGAAGUUGCUGAUUGUUAAAACCCACUAACGGCAGUGAAUGAGUGUCAGUAAUCAGCCAACUAGCCACCUAUUGCAUGAGCAGAGGACCAAUGCGCACUACACAAUCUUACUACGAUCCGAUUUUAGAUGAAUUUGCUGUAGCAUUUGAUACCAUCAUUCAACAUAAAAUCAUAGCUAAAUCGGCUCAAGAGACCGGUAGUGUAUUGUGUAUGAUUUAAAGCUGAUUUGGCUGUUAUUCCUAAUAGAAGGGUUCAAUGCACUAAAAUUCUUUUCUUAGUACGGGGCCUUUCAUUAUUUAGAAGCUAAAUCAGGAAGAUGAUGUUUGUUUAGUUUUCCUUGCUAAAUUAAAUUACCAUUCUUUGAAAAUUGGAUUGUAGGAGGAUCAUGUAGUGUGCGGUUGGCUUUACACUCGCAAACAUUUACUGUGGGGGAAAUUGGCAAUGGCAUAUACACGUAGGCCACACUUGAUUGCAGUUCCUCAUUAUUCCUUUGUAUCUCAUCAUUCUUAACAAUUUUUGGGUAAACUGAGUGAUGCAAUUAGGAAAAAGCUCACUUUUUUCUUUUGGAUUGACUUGCACAUUUGGUGGAACACGAAGCACAGUUGCAAAUUUUGAUAUCAAGUAUACAUACGUGUCGAAUUGUGAAACGGCAUGGCACAUGUUGGUGACAACAUUUUCACACAGUCUGUAUGGAUGACAUAAGGCCUGAUUAUUUUGCACUGCAUGUUCAUAAUGUAUUUGCUUUUUAAAGAAUUUGAUUGAUUGAAGUGGUAUUUAUUGUAGUCUUUAUGUAUUUCAAAUGCAAGAAGCAAACGAACAUGGCAUUUUAUAACACCUGCUUCCUUAUGAGUUGUUAUUUUGCAGUAUUAAGACAGUUUGGUGUCUAUCAUGGAUAAAAAGCUGAUUAUUUUUGCUGCACAAAAGUGAAAUGCCCUACCAUAUUUCCACAGGUAUUCUUUUUAUUAAUAAUGUAAGAUUUUGUUAAUUUUCUGUGUCUUUUUUCGACUCGUCUGCAGAUAAUAAUAAUAUCAAUAAAAAUAUAUAUGUUAUUUUGGAUUGCUAAAUAAUCCAGUCUUGAUAUGGUGGACCCAUGUUUUAUUACUUAUGUUAAUCUCAUAUCUUCCAACCAUUAUGAAAGAAGAGAGGGGGAUUCAAUAUGUCUCCACACAACCUGAAUAAAGAUAUGCAGGUACGAUUCAAAUGCCUUGUCUUAGCUGAAAAUCAGUAUGCAGUAGACAAGUGUGGAAAAUCAUACUCUUUUCCCCCGUAGAUUAUGGUUUCCUCCUUCACUUCAUUGGUUUCAUAACACAAUGUUACAGAUAUAUUGCACCUUCCAAAUUACAUAAUUCUGAGACGAUUAAAAUGUGAAGUGAGAGGUUCUUUUUGGAGGUGAAAAGCGAACUGAGUCACUGUAACCCUUGGGUCUGUCUUUAUGGUAGAAGAGUUUUGGGGUGUGCAGGUGGAUCACAACACCAAGGUAUCCCCCUACUCUUAUACCAAUAGUGCACUGGGUUCUUAACGUGCAAAGGCGGUGACUCUCCUCUAACCGGGGCCUCCAUUUAACAUCCUAUCCAAGGGACAGUGUUUUUCCACUGUAACACAGCCUGCAUCUAUGAAAUGGGAGAGGUAAAUAGCAAAAUCGGUUUCUUCGAAAUUGUAACAAAAGUUGUGAUUACUUGGGUAAACUGUGCUUACUCUUCUUUUAAAGAUUGCCCCUUUCCAAGUGUGAUUUUAACACAAUGAAUGAUGACAUGAGUGAAUAAUGAAAAAAUAUUUGAAGUUCCUUCAUAGAAAAUUUGGUUAAUUUUCUUCAUCAUUAUUGCACAUGAUAGAAUGCAGUAUAUUUCAGAUGUAUAUAUCAUUGGUUGUGACUUUAAGCACUAAGGCUAAGUAACUUGCAAGUUUAUGCAUUGUAUAUAUGAAAUAGACUGCCCAUUAUCAAGAUUUGUGAAUAUAAAUAUUAUAACCGUGUGCAAUGGCUUAACCAGUGUAAGCAUUCUGGGGUUUGAGCUAACAUUUAUACAACCGGUAGGUAGAAAUGAAAAGAUUUUCAUGCAAGCGUAUUUACUGUACAGGUUUCUAGAAAAAAAAUCAGAAAGCUUAGUAUUUUUCGAACUACAUAUUUGUAUUCUGUUUGAAUGACUUCAGCUUAUUUUUGUCUCUAUUUAUUGUAAUGCUAUCAGCAAGGCCCUUACUAUAAGAACAUGUUCAAAUAGUGGAUACUACAUUUGAACGCCUAUGAAGCAGUUUGUAACUUUUACAAAUGAAAUUAUUCAUGUUAAAGUUUGAAUAAGCACUGUCGUUAUGUGUUUAGUUGCAUCAAGAGAUUUUUAAUGGUAAAUAAUGUGUGUGUGAGUUUGUUUUGCCAAUAUUUAUUAUUAUUCAUCUGAAAUCUGAAGAACCUAACAAAGCUUUUUCUUCAGAAAUACUGUCUUGUAAGUUGUAACACAUUAACAUAAAGUCUGCACAUAUCAUUAUUUUUCAAAAAAGGAAAAGAAAGAAACGCUUUGCCCAAAACUUAACUAAUUAAUUAAUCAUUGAAUACUUUCUUUCUCCUUUAUCUGUCUGUUCUUGGCGGAGGCAUUUCUGUAUUUUCUGUUUAUCAUUACACCUGUUCUCUACUACAAGUGUCUUGUUAUCUAGAUAUCUUAAAGUCCACUGUCCUACUUGUAGCUACUUGCUCCCUCCAUAGAAGAAGACAAUGGACGAUAACUGAAUAUGCAUGUAUAAUUAUGUAGAGAUAUAUUGGAGAAUCAGUUGAUUUCAACUCUUGUAGUCUCUCUUUUAUAUGCCAAUAUUCAACAAUAGAACAUUGUCAAUAUGAGAGGGGAUUAGGGUAUGUAUCAAAUGGGUAGAGAUUAGUGGGGAUUAGAUAGAUAAUCGCUCUUGAUCCUUCAUUCAAUAGAGACAUGAUACAGGAAGGAACUGAUUAGUUAGGCUCAGCUUUUCAGACAGUGAUUUGAAUGUCAAUGACCUCUUGUGUUUAAUACAAAAUUACACUACAUGACAUGGUAGUGCUUGAACCUUGAGUAGUUUUACAAGUGUUAAUUGCUGUUGUACCAGGAGGUACGGUACUUGACUUGUAUCAUUUUACACAGGGUUAACGCCCCUCUAUCUGACUUCAACCAGAUGAUAAUGUUAUAGGUAAUGUAUAUGUACAGAUAAUAUUAAAUGUUUGUAAAUGCAGCUUUAUAGUACUCAAAGAAUUUUCAAAGGUUGCAAGUAAUCCAGGUUUACAGCAGCUUGCAAAUUGAACUUCACAGCACUAGAUUUAUUACAAUUUUCACAUUAUAUAGCCUUUGAGUACUGAACAUUGUAACAUCACUAAAAUAAAUAGAAAAUGUAUCUAUAUUAUCAUGUUUUGUGUGUGAGCUUGCCCACUUGUAUAAUAGGGAAUGCAUUGUGUCGCUUCUAAUAUGUAAAUAUUCUUGAAUUUGUCAAUCUCUUGUGAAAUAAAUACCGUCCAAAGUGAGGGGUAGAAAAGGAA
Strongylocentrotus purpuratus (purple sea urchin) is the source of this 6693-nucleotide messenger RNA. It is a transcript of the gene armc2, whose product is annotated as armadillo repeat-containing protein 2. The transcript has 17 exons. The record is from RefSeq and is a predicted model, not a curated record. Gene Ontology annotation, molecular function: protein binding. Bases 79 to 2739 code for a protein of 886 amino acids. Gene Ontology annotation, biological process: cilium organization. NCBI's taxonomy places the organism in Eukaryota, Metazoa, Echinodermata, Echinoidea, Camarodonta, Strongylocentrotidae.